This is a messenger RNA of Corythoichthys intestinalis (scribbled pipefish), 3201 nucleotides long. It is a transcript of the gene tmc6b, whose product is annotated as transmembrane channel-like 6b. Gene Ontology annotation, cellular component: plasma membrane. The transcript is spliced from 21 exons. The record is from RefSeq and is a predicted model, not a curated record. The coding region runs from base 275 to 2785 and encodes 836 amino acids. Gene Ontology annotation, molecular function: mechanosensitive monoatomic ion channel activity. Lineage: Eukaryota; Metazoa; Chordata; Actinopteri; Syngnathiformes; Syngnathidae.
UUGUAUAUCACACUGUCAAAUAUUCAGACGAAUGAAAAGCAGAUAUAUUACGUCGUCACGACGAAAUUUUUAGCGACAUUUUAAAACAAAAUAUGUGACGAAGUAGCUGCCCGGGGCAACGAAUGACAUUCCAGAUUGACAGCUGAUGAAUUCACGACAAAAGGCUGCAGGUAAGGAGAGUCUGAACCAUGGCGGGAGUGGAGUACGUUUAUGAGGCGGUAAGGGUGUGAACCAUUUAGCAAAAAGGCAAAACGCACGUCAACUGAAGAGAAAAAUGGCUCGGAAUGUUAACUUUGACCUGGGCCACCCCCUCAUGGAAGCUGGACUGGAGAGCCCUGCUGAUGAGGAAGGUGUUCAUGACUCAUUCCACCAGCUGCUAGCGGAGCAGUGUCAAACUGGAGACUUGAGUGAAGCAUUUGAGCUUCAACAACUACAGAAAGAACUGGAUGAGGAGGGCCAAGAUUAUGUACCCGGCCUGUCUAGCCCUGGACUAGAGCGGGGUGAGCGGCGGAAUCACAGAAGACGAUUAGCAAAUCAGAAUGAUGAAAGAGAGACGGACCCUUCCUCUGGUGAACGUUGGUCUUCAGCUACAUUAAAGAUCCUGUCUUCCAUGCCCAGCCGCACCAUUGGUCGCAACAGGGGAGCCAUCAUCUCUCAGUAUUACAACAGAACCAUGCGGCUUCGUAGGCGCAAGCAGAGCAGACCCUCCAUCCGUGACUUCUCACGGUCAGCUCGACCAACCAUACGAGGUUACGGCAUAGAGACGGAUAGCACAGAUGCAGAAGUAAAUAAAAGGGAACGCUUGGUGAACAACUUGCAGAACCUGUCAGUGAGUGACAGAAUCAAGAUGCUUCGGGCCAUGCCUCUCAGUGUAGCAGAAAAGAGUGAACUCAGAGGGUUAGCUUUGCAAAAACAGAGACGCAAUCUGUCUGGCAAUCAGAUUCCCUGCUGUAGUCGACUCAAAUAUUACAUCAUCAUUGCCGCAAGACAGAGUUGGUACUCUUGGCUGUCUUUCGUACACUCCCUCCAGCUGUGGCAAGUGGCACUCAAGCGAGUGAGCGGGCGUUUUGGCAGCGGGGUCCUGUCGUACUUCCUGUUUCUGAAGACGCUGCUCUUCUUCAACCUCUUCCUCUUUCUGGUGAUUGCUGCGUUUAUAGUGCUUCCUCAGGCAGUGUACCCUCCAGCUCUGCCUCACGGUAGACGCUCCUUCACUGGACUAGAGCUUCUGACUGGAGCGGGAUAUUUCUCGGACACAGUGAUGUACUAUGGCUACUACUGUAACUACACGCUACGUUUGAGCUGCAGGAAUGAAAGUGGAGAGUCGUACAUAUCUGUGUCAAAUGGAACCAAUGCGGACUGCGUGAUGAAGCGUUUGCCUUAUAAGAUGCCACUCGCCUAUUUAUUAACUAUAAGCACAUCCUUCUUCGUCACAUGUAUAAUCCUUGUGUACAGCAUGUCAAAAUCAUUUGGUCGAAGCUUCCGGAUUGAUAAAUCUUAUAGUAUCCUGGCCAUGAAGGCCUUCUGCUCCUGGGACUUCAAGGUCAUCAAAAAAUCUUCUGUUAAACUCAUGUCUGAGAAUAUCUGCAUCCAACUCAAGGAGCUGCUAGCAGAGGUGAAUCAUAAACGUUCCAAAAACAGUCUGUGCCAGAACCUGUGGAGGGUGGCGGUCCACUUCUUCUCAUGGACUAUCUGUGUAGCUAGCACCACCGCCUGUGUGCUUGCCAUCUACUACUUCUCUGAAUACAUACACCGGAACCUCCAGCAAAGCUCUCGUAGUCUGUCCAAGGACCCAUUACUGCACGAGGCCAGCCUGCUGGCUCUUCCUGUGGUGGUGUCCUGUAUAAACGUGCUGCUGCCUCUAAUGUUCAACCUGGCGGCAUGGAUGGAGGACUACGAGUCACCUUCUGUGCGCACAUAUGUUGCCAUUGGCAGAAACCUGAUGUUAAAAGUUAGUGUGCUUGGAGUACUCUGCUAUCAUUGGCUGGGUCGAGUGGCUGCUGAUCCAAGCAGUAUUGGCCUGAAGUGCUGGGAGAGUUUUGUUGGCCAAGAACUUUAUCGCUUCCUGUUAAUGGAUUUUAUCUUCACGUUACUAAACAGCUUGUUUGGAGAAUUUCUUUGGAGGCUGUUUUCAGAGAAGGUGCUGAAGAAGAAGAGGAAGCCAGUGUUUGAUAUCGCCAAGAAUGUCCUUGACCUCAUCUAUGGGCAAACGCUGGCCUGGCUUGGCCUUCUCUUCACGCCCCUGCUGCCUGCAGUGCAGAUACUGAAACUCCUGCUGCUCUUUUACAUUAAAAAGAGCAGCGUGAUGAUGAACUGUCAGGCCCCCAGUAGGCCAUACAGAGUUAGCCAGAUGACCACAAUCUUUAUCACUCUCCUCUGCUUCCCUUCCUUCCUUGGAGCCUCGGUUUGUGUCACCUACUCCAUGUGGAGCAUCACACCAUCCUCAUCUUGUGGCCCCUUUCGUGAACUCAAAACAAUGUUUCAGGCGGGAAAACGUUGGGUAGAGGACAUAGAAAAAGAAAAUUCCAAUUUAUCGAUGUUGGCCAAGGCUCACUUGUAUCUGGUGGAAAACCCACUGUUCCUCUUUCUAGGAGCAGGCAUCUUUCUGAUUGUCAUCUAUUUCCACAGCCAAGUGGUAGAUGGCCAACGGAAGAUCAUCAAUUUACUGCAAGAGCAGAUAGAAAAUGAGGGAGAGGACAAGAAAUUUCUCAUCACUCGCCUGCAAUCCAUCCAUGAACAGAAACGAACACCUGGCCGAAGGCUCACAAGCCAGGAUUCUGCCUGCUGAGAGUGCAUCUUCUGUACUCCAGCAGAUAUGCUUCCUUCAAAUCUGAAGACCUUUUAACUGGAAAAAUUACUUGACAAGAGUAUAGUGACAUCUGACCUAAAUUCCAAAUGUUUUGUGCAUUUGAUAAACUGAAUUUAGGGAUAUUUGAUGAGAAAGGUUGAUUCUCUGAGGAAAAGGUAGUUGAAAUACCUUGAUUCAAUUUUAGGAAGUCGAGGUAAUGAGUUAUGUACAGUAAGUGAUUAGGUAACUUUUUAAAACUGAUAACAUCAGUAUAAGAAAAGUGGUAGAUGCACUUUCAUUUAAACUGUGAAUUGUUUUUAAUGUUUUUUUUUUUUUUUUACCUCUUGUGUGAAAUAUAAACAGUGGUCUUUUUUAAGUAGUUCAAGUAUAAACAAUUGGAUGCUUGAAUUUUUAUA